Molecule: messenger RNA, 186 nt
Organism: Penicillium malachiteum
Lineage: Eukaryota; Fungi; Ascomycota; Eurotiomycetes; Eurotiales; Aspergillaceae
Exons: 2
Coding region: 1-186 (61 amino acids)
Source: RefSeq, a predicted model, not a curated record
AUGGCUGCCGGAGAAUUCCCUUUGUUGCUUGCCGAAGGCAAUCGGGAGAUGCGUCUCGAUAACCCCGGUCGCACCUACGGAAGAAAUGAAAGAGUGAGUAAGCGCUUGGAAAUAGCCAGGGGCUUUGCGAGCGUCAACUGGUGGGUCGAGGCUCAAUCUCGGUUUGGGACCUUCGUGCUCGAGUAA